Fusarium venenatum is the source of this 1815-nucleotide messenger RNA. RefSeq lists its product as uncharacterized. NCBI's taxonomy places the organism in Eukaryota, Fungi, Ascomycota, Sordariomycetes, Hypocreales, Nectriaceae. The record is from RefSeq and is a predicted model, not a curated record.
AUGGGCGAUCUGGGAGUAAAUGAUGAUUUAGAAAGCCAGUGGAGCGAUGACUGUCUUUGGCCCCGUCGACUACUUCAUGUGGCUUCCAUGACAUCCUAUCCUUGGAGUCCGGGCAAUAAGUACGGAUCUUACGAAGAACCAUACUAUAACGCUAUUUCUUAUACAUGGGGUCGGUUCAGGUACAAGGACCAUCAGCCAGAAUAUGCCACAACGCGUCCUCUCGACGUCAAAGGCGUGACUUGGCCACUUCCACGCGUAUAUCCAACUCACUUCACAGCCGAGGAAAUGACCAAACUUAUCAAGGCUGCUACAUGCCCAGAUGAAGAAGAAUAUGCUGUUGAAUUCAUUUGGCUAGAUGUUGUCUGUAUUGAUCAAACAAAACCUCACACGCAGGAAUAUUACAGUGAAGUUGGCAGACAAGGCAGGAUUUUUCAAGGUGCAUCCGAGGUGGUAGUAUGGCUCACGACCAUCGACAGUGAGCAGAUGAUAAAGUGGUGGAGAAAAAUGAGUCGCAUCAAGGCUCCGCUUAAACCAGUUCUAGUUGGGAGUGACGACGACUAUGAUGUCAAUGGGUGGUUACGAACAGUCCUAGCAGAGUUUCAGAACCUGAGAAAAGACCCGUGGUUUACUUCUUUGUGGACACUCCAAGAAGCAUUUCUCUCGCCGUAUUCUGUCAUUUUCCUGAGAGACGGCCAAUCCUUCUUCAACUGCGUCGACGAUGUUUCAUCCGGAGGAUAUUUGUCCCACCUCAUUACUGUCUGUCAGAAGAUGUACAGCUUCCUCGACCAAUUCAAAAGAUCUGUGUCUCGAAAGGCUGCAUUUGAUCAGACACUCUUCGACGCUGUGAAGAACGAAAUUGAAGCAUUUGGAUUCCUUGAAGGGUUUAGCGAAGGAACAUCCGUCCUCAGGUCGCUUGAGCUCGGUUUUGAUACAAAUUCAUCAUGGAUGGGCAAUCCACUGAUGCUCUUGCAAGCUUCACAUCGACGAUCAUGCUAUGAGCAGACGGACAGAGUGAGAGGGAUCAUGCAGGUUUUCGGGCUUCAGCUGGGUGAAUCAGCACCUGACGCUAUCCCUGGCAAAACGUAUAGUCUGUCCGAACUCAAAGAUCAACUCGCAUCCGAAUUACUUCGACUCUAUCCUAUCUCUAGUCAAUUAUGCAUCCAAGAUCGAUCUUGCCCACCUCGGGAAGCAUGGAGAGUUAACUCGAGCAUGACAAUGAUGCGUUUUUCGGAGCUGUUGUGGCGACAGAUGAUCAAGCCGGAUGGAACUUCAGUCGACGAACAAGAUCUUGUCGCAGAAUCAAAUGGUGCGAUUCUCGAGGCUGUGGAGUUUGAGAAUGCGCUUAUGGCUGGCUUCGAAGGUAGUUUCACCAGCAUGAGUACGUUUUUCAAUGUUAUGGAAAAGUGCAUUGGGUCUGAUACUGUCGAGGUGGAACUAGAGCACAGAUACAACGACGCGAUAGAGGCAACAUUUUCAGAAGACUAUUUGACGCGGACUCAGAAACUCUCUUGGCUUGCUAGUCAGCCCGAAAGUUGCAACAUGGGUAUUUUGUUCCUCGCCCUAGUUGGGCCACCACCUGAUGCGCCUAAGCUUGAGAAUGUGUGGUGCAGAUGGUGCAUUGGGUUAGUUCUCUGUCAGGAACCUGGUCGACAAGAUGUUUUCGAAAAGGUUGGGGUAGUUACCUGGGAUUUGGAGGCGAUUGAACAAGUAGGGAAGGAUAGGAGACCUCAGGCAGUCGGUGGUGUACCAGAUGCAUUCAAGUACGUCGUCGUAGAGGGUCCCGGUUGGACCAGCUUGAGUGGUUAUUUUGGGUAA